Amyelois transitella is the source of this 396-nucleotide messenger RNA. RefSeq lists its product as uncharacterized. The transcript is spliced from 2 exons. The record is from RefSeq and is a predicted model, not a curated record. NCBI's taxonomy places the organism in Eukaryota, Metazoa, Arthropoda, Insecta, Lepidoptera, Pyralidae. Bases 1 to 396 code for a protein of 131 amino acids.
AUGCCAGCACCAGUAAGCCAGAGGGUUGAUAUCAAAGAUUGCCGGAAAGUAUUCCCGCCUCAUCCCUGCGAUUCGAAGCCGCCGUGCGACCCCGAGAAAGAUCCCGAGGGAGAAUGCCUCAAACCCUAUUUGUGUUUUGAGAAAAUCAAAAAUCCGGAAGUCAACGAAGCUACUCGGUGCAAAUCGGGAAGUUUCCUGUCGGUCAUGAAAUGCGCCAAAAUCGAGCCACCCCACCCCUGCGACGACCCCCCACCCAAAUGUACUGAGAAAUGUAAAUACAGAAAGUAUGAAUGUAAUGAACCGCAGCUGUGCGUUCAGAAGAUUAAGAAUCCUGAACUCCAUGGGCCAGAAUGUAUGGAACCUGUUUGUAAAGAAAACGCACCUAAGAAAGAAUAG